AUGGAUGAUAAAAGCGUUCAGAAAAGCGAAAAAAGUUGUGAAAACUCGACGACAACAUCACUGAAGAGGAAAUAUAAGGACAGAACGCGUGACGCGAAUGGAAAGCCAUCACUCGACUCACAUCCAGUGCCCGAAGACAUCACAUCCAGUGAUGACAACAAACACAGUGUCCGACAACUCAUACAAACAGAGGACACAAGAAGUGAACCAAAGAAGACAUUGAAUGGCAAUAAAUUGAUGAUAACAACAAAAGAGAGACAUAAAAAACAAAAUAAGACAGAAAGUGAUGAAUCGGAGGAUAAUUCAGAUCACAAUUGGGAACAGACUUUAAGUGAUGAAGAAAUGGAUGACAAAAAUGGGAAGAAAAAGAGAAAAUAUGUUAAGAAAAGCGAAAAAAGUGGUGAAAACCUGAAGACAACGACAACAACACUGAAGAAGAAAUAUAAAGAGAAGAGAUUUGUUUCCGCAGAUGGGAAGCGCUUUCGACCGAAACCUUUUAUUUGUGAAUACAUUGGAUGUGAGAAACGGGUCGUCGAUUACGAACAACUUUUGGCACACAUUCGGGUCAGACAUACAAUGGAGCGGCCGUUCGGGUGUGACGUCUGCCACAAGACAUACCCUAUUGAGCGAUACCUACGGAUCCACCAGAAAAUGCAUACGGAAGACAACCGACAGUUCCGGUGCUCAUGGGUUGGCUGUGACUCCGCUUUUCGCACAAAACAGUUUCUUCGCGAUCACUUCCGAACACAUGAACAGCUCCGGCAAUACGCGUGCGAUGAAUGUGACCAACGAUUUAACACGAGUAGGAAUCUUCAGGCCCACAAAAACGGUCGGCACUCGACUGCCCGGCCGUACACUUGUGAUUGGCCCGCGUGUGAGGCCACCUAUAAGGACACAACAAUGCUUAAGCGCCAUAAAGAGACACAUCUGGGAGUCAGACAGUAUGUGUGCGAUAGAGAGGGUUGUGGUAAAGGGUUUGUCACUAAUCAUGGAUUAUAUCAACACAAACGCCAACACUUGAGGCCAUUUGCGUGCAGUUGGCCCGCAUGUGAACACCGUUUCGGCAGCAAUGAUAAGCUCGUGGACCACAUGAACUCACAUCAGGGCCUACGAGUGGUCGAGUGUCCGGUCGAGGGUUGCGAUAAGACAUUCACAUCCAAACCCUGUGCGCGACAACACUUAAGACAAGUCCACAAAUAUAAAACCACUGAAGAGGAAAUAUAA
Molecule: messenger RNA, 1224 nt
Organism: Medioppia subpectinata
Lineage: Eukaryota; Metazoa; Arthropoda; Arachnida; Sarcoptiformes; Oppiidae
Source: the annotation of a GenBank genome assembly